Molecule: messenger RNA, 4751 nt
Organism: Nezara viridula (southern green stink bug)
Lineage: Eukaryota; Metazoa; Arthropoda; Insecta; Hemiptera; Pentatomidae
Source: the annotation of a GenBank genome assembly
ACAAUACUUUACUUCAGCAUGCCAACAAAUUACCUAAAUCACGCUUCCAUGAAAUGCGCAAACUUCUCGACAGCUGAAAUAUGUGUAAUCAUUCAAAUCUUCCUUGUCUGCUAGAUGUACUCUCAUAUAGCAUUGUCAUUCAUACUCAAAAGUGCCUAACUCUGCGUCUACUUGUACUUUCAUAUAGACAAAUUAAUCUUUGAGGUUAUUGUUCGAUUCACCUCAAUCAUCCAGAUGAUAGACUAUGAAAGUAAAAAAAUGAAUGUAUAAAUGACACUUGAAACAAAAGAGAAUGGUAAGAAGAAUUUUAUCAUUUCUACAAAUAUAUUAAUUAAAAUUGAAGCAUGGAUUUGAAGGAUAUCAAAUAGAAUGAGAAACCUCUUGCUAAACUCUUACCUGUGUUUGAAACUUGAAAAUAGUAUCUAAUUCUCAAUGAAAAUAAGGCAAUAACGACCCUAAUGGUUGAAGCCUUACAAAAAAAAAAAAAAAAAUCUUACAUAGGUUGAAGACCAACCGCAAAAAUUUAAAAUUUAUACUAUACAAACUUCAAAAUAACCCCUACACAGGCGGAUCUACGGGAGGGGAGGGCUUCGGGCUUGUAUUUACGUACAUUUUAAUGAAAAUGGCAUAUUUUGCAUAAUUAAAAAAUCUGGCACAUCACACAAACUUUCACUUGCUACCCUACUUUGACUAGAAAGAGGUAAUUUCAUAAAUUGGGAUGUGAAACUAAAAAUAAAAGUUCUUGCAACAUUUUUAUUUUCAAUAAACAAAUAAUAAUAAUGAUUUCCUUUAAUAAAAAAUACAAAUAAAGUAAAUAAAAAUAAGGAAAUAUUUUGCCAAUAUCUGAAUUAAUACACAAACACUUCCCAACAAAAGAAGAAGAGAAUAAAUAAUUACCAUAUGUUUUUCCCACCCAUCUACCCUGUCUGAUUUAUGAAUAUUGUAUGUGUUUUCCAUCACUGUCCAUUUCCUUUUAUCAUUGUAUAUUUUAAUUAUAAUAAAUCGUUAAGUGAGUGGUUUUGAUACUUUCAACAGUUUUAAGCCCCUUUUAACAGCUUUUUAACAGUCGUUCUUAUAUUUUUCUUUGGGUAAAUAUACAAUUAUUUUAUUGUUCAUAUAUAUCUAUUAAUAUUCACAAGAGAGAAUGGUUUUAUUCAAAUAAACAAUAUUUAAGACACUUUAGAGGAAGGUAUUUUUAAAAUUCGACAUUUCAUCAGUCAAAAUUUUUUCAAUGAGAAUAAUAACUAACUCUUCAAAUACCACUAAAUUCUACAUCGCCAUAACUGGUUUAAUAGAUAAUAAGUCACUGAGGCUAAGUCUGAAAAAAAAAAAUUGUAAAAUACGUUUGCAAUAUGAAGUACCACUUUCGAUUAGCUUAUUUUGAUGAAAAAGAGGCGGGAAUACUAUUUAACUAUUCUCGAUAAUGCUGCAUUUCGUGAUGAUGCUACGAUAGUAUGACUACUUUGAAUACAUAGUUUCAGUUUCGUACUACUUUUCGUUUUAAGCUGGUCUGUUCACAUACACAAACCAUUUUGUGAAACUUGUUUUAAUGAACUCAGGAGACUCGUUAAAUUCCAUAUCCAUUGAAAAUUCGAAUUAGAAACACAUCAAAAUUGCAAUAGGGAAGUUCUUAAAAUCAGCACUGAACACAUCGGUGGCAUCGAAGUCAUCUAUAAAAUGAGAAAAACGAUGACAUUGAUGCUCACAAUCAGUGUUAUGUUUAGAAAUUUUUUCCAAACUGUCCUGUAUUUUAUGAUUCAUAUAUAAAUAAGGGAAUGUAAAAAUUGAUAAGAAAAAAAAUAAUAAAGUAAUAAAAAAAUAAAAAAAAACUACCACUCCUGCACAUGGAGGGUCAUGGGACAAGUACUUUGUAAGGAAGUACUCUUUUGAUGUCAACAGUUGUGACAAAAGAGAUGAGUAAGCAAAGAUCAUACUGAACUGCUACCUUUUUCUCCUUGAUUUCUUAUUUAAUUGAUAUUAUUCAAUUUAUGAAGACUGGAUGUUUCCCAGUAGGAUCUCCUGACCCCAAGGUUGAUAGAUGGCAGUUGUAACCGAAUAAAUAUCUACACGCCACUGCCGUAUUCGAACUCAUAUACCUGUAAUAGUUACGUGAAAACUUGUUGAUUAAAUAUAAACUUAUAAAACUAUGGGUUUGGACAUAAAUGAAAGGAAUCUACGAAUAAGAAAAUAUCAUUUAUCUCCAUGCAGUAAUCGAUUAAAGUAACAGCUGAGUGUAAAAAGUUGUAAAGCUUAUCUGUUUAUUCACUGCUUUUGAGUGAACUGUCGAGAUACAUUAUAGUACAUUUAUGUGUUUCGUGUUUUGUAUUAAGAUGUGAAGACUUUCACGAAAACUUAUUUCAAAACUACUGUAUCAGCCUAAUUUGUGUCCUGAUUUCGGUCAUGUCUAAUUACUAAAAUUAAUUGACACUGUAAAGUUACUUUUAGUGCAUGUUAUUAGUUAUGGAUACUACAAUGGAAAAGGAUUCUACUCCAGAUACAAUUAAUGACAAUGAUAUACAACAGAAAGUGGAGAAGCUCUUAGCUCAGAUUACAGAACUUAAAUCCGAGAAUCAGAAGUCAAAUGAAGAGUUUGGGAUUCAAAGAGGGAAGAUGAAAGAGCUUUUCCUUCAAAAAGAAGAUGAAUUAAAGAAGCUUGAAGAAGAAAUUAAAAGAACUAGAGAUGAAAGGGAUGAAGCUAGAUCCCAAGUCACUAUUGCCUCUUUUGAUUUUGAAUCCCGUUUAGAAGAAGAGAAAGCUAAAUUUUCUGCAGAAAUUUCUGACCUUCAUAGCCUAGUCAAUGCUACUCUAGAAGAAGCUUCCCGCUAUGAACAAGAAAUCAGUCGUUUACGACAAAAAAAUCAUGAGUUGGAAAAUGAAUUGAAGUCGAGUGCGACAGGUAGUGUGGCCUCCAAUGCAGCCAACAUUUCCAGUCGUGAAUCAGACUCAGUGCUUUCGGCUCCGGGGGCAAUGCUUUCUACCUUCGCUCGCAAAGUGGUGUCCCAACUUGGAGCUGUAGAUCUUCCAGCCCAUCAUGGCAGCUCAGAAAAUCUGGAAGAAUCCAUGAGAAAGGCAAAGGAAGAUGCUGAAAUGUUACGAUCUUUGGUUGUACCGCUGGAAGAAGAAAUAUCUGCAUUGAAAGCGAAGCUGCGUGAAACCGACGAACAGCUUCAGAGUUAUAAAGCAAAGGAUCUUCAAUUACACAGUCAGGAAUCAGCCUCAUCUUCAGGAGGCAAUGUUGAUGAGAACAAACACUCACAGCUAGAUACAGAAAUGACUAAAGGGAAAGCAUUAGCUUGUGAGAUGUGCCUUAAUUAUGAACGUGAGCUGGUCGAAUCACAGAGGCGAGUUUCUGAACUAGAGAAGGAAGUAUCAGUGAUGGAUCGGCUGAAGGAAGAACUGCAACGAGAGUCUGUAUUCCGUAAGCAAAUGGAGGACAAGUGGCAGGAAAGGGUAGAGCACUUUAUUACAGUAAAAGUAUUAACAUCAGGUUCAUCACCUCUAGCUUCCAUGCUUACCCAAGCUACCAUCCCCUGGCGUCCUCCCGCCAAAAUCAGUGUAACUGAACUUCAGCAAAAACUUGAAGCUAGCGAGGGCUCUUUCAGUGAACUACGUCAAACGUAUUACAAGGCUAAGGAAGAUAUAUCUAAGCAGUUUUCAAGACUUUCCGAAGAGAGGAAGACAACACAGGAGAAAUUAGAGAAAUUACAGUUGGAGAACGAAAACCUUGUUGGAAAAUAUAAUAGACAUUCUCAAGACCUUCAGAAUGAAGAGAUUAACCUACCCAAUACUGUAGAGGGACUACAGGAGAUGUGGUUGGGUCAGCGAGAAGAACUGAUCAAGGCUAGAGUUGGGCUCGAACACAGUGAAGAGUCGGUGAGGUCUCUGGAAUGUCUGUAUCAAGGCUCCGAAGAGAAGCUUCUACAACUUCGCAACCAGCUUGUAGUUUUAGAGUCAGAAAGGACCCAGCUGGAGCAGGAAUUGGCGCGCAGACAGUCGAAAAUUGCGCAGCUAGAGCACAACAAUGGCGAAUGGCGUCGGCAAGCAGAGCAACUUAAAUCUUUUGUUUCUUCUCUACAAGCAGACAAAAAAAAACUCGAGGAUAGCGAGAACGAACUGAGGCUGAGGUUAAGCUCACUACAGACAGGCUUAGAAAAUGGAGAAGCCGUCCAGAAAGAUUUCGUUCGCCUUUCGCAGUCUUUACAGAAGGAGCUGGAACGUCUUCGUGGUCAGAACAAUGUUCAAAACUGUCGCCAUUGUGGCAGAAUCUUCUGUAGCAGCUGCUUGAGUCAUAAAGUUUACACCGGACGGAACCUGCGUGAGAGUCGGGUUUGUCAAGUCUGCCACACUCUUCUCGAUAGCAAGACAGCUCCGUACUUCAGCACUGGGCCUCCUCAUCAAUCCAACUAAGUUUAGAGAGAACUGGGCAGUAUUCUGAAGGUCUUGCUUGCAGUGGUCCCCUGAUGAAUUCUUCAGAACAGCAGUGGAAUACUCAAUCUUAUUAAUGUAAGAUUAUGUGAUAUUUUAUCUUUUAAAAGAUGUAUGAAAGAAAUUUUUUAAGUAAAAAAUAUAUAUAUCCAGAGAAUAAAUAGGAAAAAAAUUGAAAUGUAAUUGUAUUAUAUUAUUCAGAAACAUUGUUAUAUAAGAAUGAAUAGGGAAAAAAAAUUAAAUCUAACAUUAUUGUAAAUAAAAACCAUAUUACAUGCUUACCUGCAUUUAUUGUAUAUAUAUAAAUAAAUAUAGUAUAAAUCUAU